Colossoma macropomum (tambaqui) is the source of this 7203-nucleotide messenger RNA. RefSeq names its product PR domain containing 11 (gene prdm11). Gene Ontology annotation, molecular function: protein binding. The transcript is spliced from 8 exons. Bases 378 to 3683 code for a protein of 1101 amino acids. Lineage: Eukaryota; Metazoa; Chordata; Actinopteri; Characiformes; Serrasalmidae. The record is from RefSeq and is a predicted model, not a curated record.
AGAUGGUGGUCAAAGCUGAGAGAAGCAGCUGACUCGUUACAAAUGUUUGCGAUGAUAAACUUUACAUCGCCCCGGACUAGUGACAUUACUCAGCUCCGCCGGAGCCCCGGCGCUGUCCGUGCGGCGGCCGAAGCCGAGCUGGUUCUCUAGGCAGACCGCCUGAGAGCCCCAGACGGACGGACUGCGUUUUCUCCACAAGUUGUAAGAUGUUUGCAUGAAAAGGGGCACACAGGGACUGGCCCUCCUCCCUGCACUGACCAUGGCAGACCCUGCCACUUUUCAGACUGAGCCAUGUAUGGAAACUGAGCCAGACUGCAGCACAGGAGUCAUCAAUAACUGUUCUUCUGAGGAGCCAAACAAGAAACUAAAAAUGAACCAUGAGCGUUGUGCCAACGUGGAACAACAAAAUGUUGACUUCUGGUGUAGUCUGUGAAGAAUGUAAAGAGUAUUUCCUGGAGGAAUGCCCUACCCAUGGUCCCCCUGUGUUUGUACCUGAUACUCCCGUUGCAUUGGGUGUGCCCGAUCGCGCAGCUCUCACUGUGCCUUCAGGUAUUGAAAUCAUUAAGGAGGGCCAAGAGGUGGACGUUUGCUGCAUGGAUGAGAACAUACCCAAGGGAGCACUGUUUGGCCCUUACCAAGGCCGACUGAUAGCCCAGGACAAACCGUCAGGGAUGCACUCCUGGAUGAUUGUUAAUGAGGACAACACAUACAAAUCUAUUGAUGGCUAUGAUGAAACCUUAGCAAACUGGAUGAGGUACAUUCGGAUGUCUUCAGAGGAGAGUGAGAGGAACUUGAGUGCAUUCCAGCAUGGCGAGCACAUUUAUUUUCGCGUGUGUCGCAGACUGGCAGUGGGGGAGAGGCUUCGUGUGUGGUACAGCGAUGACUACAUGAAACGACUACAGACGGUGUCUCAGGACAGCAUCGACCGCAACCUGGACACAGGGUUAAAUUCAGAAAAUCUAACUCAACACCAGGAAGAAACUCAAGGCCCAAUUCUCCGCUCUGCUCUACAUGGGAGAAGGACCCUCAGCAAGCACGGGAGUGAUGAGGCAGACAGCCAGCCUCAAGCCAAGAAGAAAAAGAUUGAUCUCAUAUUCAAAGAUGUUCUAGAGGCGUCGCUGGAAGCAAGCCAAAGCCAAGACAAUCCGCUAAACAGCACUCUGUCAUUACCAAGAACAAGAACACAAGUCGGCAAUGUUUUCAACCAAUCCAGUUCGUUUUCACACCAUGUAGUGGAAUCAUUACUUGGGCAGACUGAAAGCAAGGUGGCUCUUGUGGCUUCUGGACUGGCCCCAGUGGAACAGCUCGAGAGUAGCCUCGGCGAAAGAUAUGUCAAAAUGGAGAAUACGGAGGAAGAGCCCGCUGUGACUAAUGAUGGGCCAUCUACAUCUUUCUGCCCAAACUGCGUGAGACUAAAGAGACGGAUACGUGAACUGGAGGCAGAGCUGCUCCGUUUUAAACAGCAAGAGCAGACUGAGACUUUGGCCCCAUCUGAGCCCCAGCCCAGUGAUGACCUCAGAGCAGUGGAAGCCAUGACGCCCAUCCCAGUCGUGCUGGAAGAGGAUGACCAGGAUGUUGACUCUGCAGACGAGUCCAUAGCUGCUGACAUGAUGGUAGCUACUGACGACUCUUCAAAACUGUCUGUUGGUCCAGGCCGGCGAAUUCGCCGCUUCAAGCAAGAGUGGUUAAAGAAGUUUUGGUUCUUGCGUUAUUCUCCAACAUUAAACGAGAUGUGGUGCCAUGUGUGUCGGCAGUACACCGUACAGUCCUCAAGGACUUCUGCUUUCAUCAUUGGCUCCAAGCAGUUCAAAAUUCAUACCAUCAAGCUCCACAGUCAGAGCAACCUGCACAAGAAGUGUCUGCAGUUGUACAAGCUACGCAUGCAUCCUGAGAAGACAGAGGAGAUGUGUAAGAAUAUGAUGACACUCUUCAAUGCUGCCUACCAUCUUGCAGUCGAAGGACGGCCAUUUUCUGACCUUCGCCCCCUGGCAGAGCUGCUGAAGAAGUGCGAACUUAAAGUAGUUGAUCAGUACAUGAACGAGAGUGACUGCCAAAUUCUUAUUCACCACAUUUCUCGAGCAUUUAAAGAGGACUUGGCAGAGAAAAUCCGCCUCUCACCUUUCCUUGGUGUGAUCAUGGAUGGGCAAAAUGAUGAUUUACUGGCAGACACAGUCGCAGUUUAUGUGCAGUUCAUCACUGCAGAGGGCCCACCUGCUACCGAGUUUCUCUCUCUGCAAAGAUUGAGUGGUGGCAAUGUAGAUGGCUAUCUCCAGGCAGUUGACCGUGCCUUUGGUGUCCUAGGCUUGAGGUUCCAGGACAUGCUAGUGGUUGGCUUGGGAAUAGAUGGUUCUAACAUCUCAUCUAGCCUCCGAGCAAACCUCUAUGUAACCCUGCGGAAGACCAUUCCCUAUGUCUUGUGUCUACCAAUUAUGAUCCAUCGUCCCCACAUGGAAAUACUGGAUGCCAUCUGUGGGAAGGAACUCUCAUGUUUAGAUGAUUUGGAGAACAACUUGAAGCAGUUAUUGAGCUUCUACAGAUAUUCUCCCCGUAUGAUGGCUGAGCUGAGGUCAACGGCACCUACUUUGUCAGAGGAGACAGAGUUCCUUGGGGACAUAAGAGCAGUUCGGUGGAUCAUAGGAGAGCCUAAUGUUCUGAACGCCCUCAUUAAAGACUAUCUGGAAGUGGUCACCCAUCUUAAGAGCAUCAGCAAUCAGACCCAGAGGGCAGAUGCAUCAGCCAUUGCUCUGUCUCUCCUUCAGUUUCUUAUGGAUUACCAGUCUGUCAAGCUGAUCUAUUUCCUUUUGGAUGUCAUUGCUGUUCUGUCACGCCUUGCCUUCAUCUUUCAGGGAGACUAUCUUUUAGUGUCCCAAGUGGAUGCCAAGAUUGAGGAGGCAAUUCAGGAGAUUGGCCAGCUGGUUGAUUCUCCAGGAGAGUACUUGCAAGAGUUUGAGGAGAACUUUCGCGAGAGCUUCAAUGGUGUGGACCUGAAGAAUCUGCGGGUGGCAGAAUCCAAGUUUCAGUCCAUUCGGGAAAAAAUCUGCCAGAGGAGCCAGGGCAUUCUGGCACAGCGCAUUGAUCAGCGCAGCCGUUCUGUGGUGCAGGCUUGCAAGGUUCUCGAUCUGGCUACAUGGCCGCACAACAGGGAUGAUCUCCGAACAUAUGGGGAGGAAGAGAUCCUGCUCAUCUUUGACCAUCUGGAGACGAUUCCCUCAUCAGGUCGUGAACUGUCACAUGAUCGAAUAGAUAUACGAGGAAGCCUGGUAGGCGAAUGGAGGGAUCUCAAAGCCGACUACUAUAGCAUGAAUGGCUUUAAGGAAGUGAUGAGUCAUAUCUGCAGAUACAAACAGCGUUUUCCUUUGCUGAACCAAAUCCUGCAGGUGGUAAGGAUCCUGCCAACGUCCACUGCCUGUUGCGACAAAGGACGAGAGUCUUUACACAAAGUGCGAAGGAACAACCGCUCCAGGCUAACUCUGGAGCAGAUGAAUGACCUGCUCACCCUGGCUGUGAAUGGGCCACCUAUUGCCAACUUUGAUGGCAAGAGGCCAUUGGACAGCUGGUUUGAGGAGAAGUCAGGGAACAGCUACACACUUUCUGCGGAAGUGCUGAGCAGAAUGUCCAAUGCAGAACAAAAGACUGUGUUGCACACAAUGGAUGUGAAUUCAGAGUUUUAUCCUGAUAUCUGAUUGAUCAGAGCCUGCUUUUCAGCCAAUAAUAUUCCAAAAAAGCCAUCUCUGUGGGCGUGAGCUGAUCUCUGGGCUGUUAUGUGAUUGGCCAAUAUGACGUUGGCCCUGCUGCUACAAUGGCCUGGUCAGCUAUACUUAUUCAUCCUAUGAGAAUAGUAGGAAUGCCUUUGCAGGGCAUUGGCACUUGCACACCUACGAUUAUUCUGGAAUGUGUUAUUUCAUGUGAUUUGAUGCUCCAAAGAAAAAGAAAGCACUUAUUGUUUGAUGAAACAAAUAGAUAUAUCGAAAAUUAGAUAUGACAUUUUCUGGAGCUGUUGCUAUUUUCAGUUAUUAAUUUCAGAGCGUCUAGUUACAAUAUUUUGCGUGAACAUGCACAGUAAAGCUUGUUUUGUUUAUUAGAAACAGACAAACCACCUAUGGCUUAACAUUGAUUUUUCCUAUAUCAGCUUUUUCAAAGCAAUUGACGUUUACUUCAUGUUGCUUUAUAAUAUGUGAAGAUUAUACAACACAAGGCUCUUGAUUGUUGUAGCAUGUUUAAAAUGCUAUUAGUCAUCCAUUUAAGUAGAAAGAGACUUUAUUUUGCCACCUUAUUUUGCUAUUUAGACAUAAAGUGUUCUCUUUUUACCAGAAAUUCAAAGAUGUUGCUCCUUAAACCAAGAGGAAAACUUGCAAUCCAGCAAUGUUGUGUAUAUUUAUGUCUCUUUUUGAUGACCAAUGGAUGUGCCAUAAUGCAUUAUGCAAUCGUAACCCUGCACGAUGCAGUUUAUGUCAAACAUGGUAUAAAAUGCAAUAUGCAAGAUGCUAAUGCCUUAUACUCAUGAUUUUUAAAUUUGUUGUUGUUCUGAUGUUCUCUCUCUUCCCCUGCUUUAUGCUAUGUAGGUGAUAGGUCGGCAAUGGGAGAUGUUAUUGUACAUUUCAGCAUCCAGUCAAAGAGUUCUCUUACAGGCUUUUAAUGCUGCAAGAACAAACAUUUUGAAAACAUGGUAUUAUGCGUGAAUACCCUGACACUUUUAAGUAGGUAUGAGUAUUUGUUGUGCUAUAUCAUUUUACAGUGUACUUCUUUGGCUUGCCACUAAAUACCAUUGAUGACAUGUGCAAUGUAUUAUUAUUCUUUUAUGGACAUUGUUGUUACUUUCUAAAUGUUAAGGACUGAGAACACAUUCAUGCUUCAGUGAGGAAUACCGUCGAUUUAGAAGGUUAAGAUCGAUAAAAAUGCUGUGUACUGGGAUUCAGUAUUUUUGCUUAUUGAUAACAGGUGGCAUAUUUACCCUUUUCUGCGGUCACAAUGAAUUUCUUUAUCAUUUUGAUGCUGCUAAAGAAGUCUUAACCCUCGUUGCCAAAGUAUCUGCUGAAACGGUGAUUGAAAUGAGUAGAAAUAAAGAGCGAUAGAUCCUUCCUAUCAUUUUCACAAUGACUUCAAAAUAAUGUGUCGUAUGAUAUCUCAAUUUAAAGAGGCACUUAAACAGAGAAUACAGCCCUAUGCAGUAUAUGUUGUCAGAAUGUUAAUUAUACACAACUUUUGUCUUUGUGCGAAAAAUUUGAUGCAGUAAUUUUGCAUGUUAUCUGCACAAAUAUAUAUAUAUAUAUAUAUAUAUAUAUAUAUACAAGUGUAUAGUUCAAACAGAUAAUACGGCUGAGUUAUAAGAUUUUAUAUUUGCAAAAAAUAGAUGUUUCAUGCUGUAACUCUUGUAGGAAUUUCUAUAAAAUGAUGCUCUUUAUUUUGUAAUGUUGUUGGUUUUUCACAGACCUAUAAACUCUUGCAUGUGUUCAUGGCUGCAGAAAAGUCUUUUUAUUUUGAUUUUGAUUUGCGUGAUUGAGGACUUGAAAAAGCUUUAAUGCAAGGACUUGCACCGUCCAGUUUUUACAGAAAUUUUAUUUUUACCAUCCUAAACCUUUGUACUUCCAAAUGAUGCAUCAGCAACAUACAGUACUGUGCAAAAUGUUUGGUACUCAGACUUGAAAAGCUCUUUGUCUGGGCAGUAAGAGUUUAUAUGCUCAGAAAAACACUAAUAUUAGAAUGAAUACAAAUAAUAUUCAUAUAAUAAGUAGUAAUUUUAUGAAUGUUUUUGUUUAACCAUUUCCGCUUCUCUCUUUGGGGAAGUCAGAAUUUUUAUUUGUAGUAUUAUUUGUAGGUAUUAUAUAAUACCUGGUUCGGCUGAUCAGUACUUCAUUACAUUAAAAUGGAUGUGCUGCUAAUGGAAUUUGACAAAUCCAUGUGCUGGCUGGGAACAUCCAGGAGACAUCUGGAACCAGACUUUGUUCUUUAGCUCACAAGAGACCACCUACGUUUUUUUUUUAAAUAAGACAUUCUUACUUAUUCAUUGUGUUUGUUUAUUUGCAGCUAUUACAAACGAUAAAUGGUGAUAUUACAAGCAAAAUCACACUUUUUUUCAAGAUAAAUGGUUUUAAACAAUGUUCUUAUGUGCCUAAGACUUUUGCACAGUACUGUACAUUUUUCUGUACUUUGGUCAUUUUGGUAGCAAUUCAUAUUUGAUGUCUAAUGGCAUAGCAUUCUUCUAUUUGCAGUUCUGGUUCAGGCUGAAUUUAAUCUCAGUAGUUCUGUUGAAUAAUCUCACCGUGUGCUGCUUGAAUUCCAGCUUUUUCUGUUUUGAAUUGUGUGCUUGAAUGUUGUACAGACUGUUACCUCAUAAUGAGGUAUGUCAUUGUAUGUAUAAGCUUUUUUAGUUUUGAUACAGACAGCACACUAGCGCUAUCAUUCAACCAAAUGGAAUAGUGGACUUUUUCAUCUUCAUGCACGUCUUCCUGAUGUGUCCUUAAAAGAUCAUUGGGAUUUUUGCAUGUUUAGGGGAGUUUGUUUGUUUGUUUCUUUCUUUCUUUCUUUUGGCACAAAGAUAUACAUAUAUUGAACUCUUCUCUGACUCUGCUUUAAUUACCAGAAUGGUUGUUAAAAGUACUUUAUUGUAUUUGAGCCGACAGAGAGUCUCUCUCUCUCUCUCUCUCACACACACACACACACUUUUUCUUUUGAGCCAAAAUCAAGCUUAAGGUCAUUUUUGUUUUGUCUUUGUCUUUUUCUCCUGAAGCAUUAUGUACCAAAAUGUAAAUUCCAAAUCAAGAUUCAUACUUUUGUAUUUCAUGAUUUACAUCUUUUUUGUAAAAGUAUUCACAAUAACCUGUAUUGUAUUUUGUAUUGCUGUCAAUGUUUCAUUUGCUCACCUAAUUUGGGGGGAGCAGCAUUUUAGGCAUGAUGGGAACAAAAACAUCUCUGAUGUCAGGUUUAUAUUCAAAUAAGUCGGCGUGAAUGAAAUAUUUUGUUUUUAUUAUAAGUCGUGGCCACAACUAUACACAUUUACACAGCACACAGCUCUAUACACCGCACUCUUAGCAUUUGCAUGAAUACAUUGUAACACUGGAAAUCUAUAGCUAUAAACUAUAUGUGAACUUAAGAAAUUAUAUAGCUGGAGAUUGUGGUUAUGUACUGUAUAAAUCCACUCAAAAUGUAAGCUUAAUGAUAUAUAUUCCACAUAUAAUGGUUUAAUAAAGUUUUUGUAUUUUAUUU